Pangasianodon hypophthalmus (striped catfish) is the source of this 4304-nucleotide messenger RNA. It is a transcript of the gene olfml1, whose product is annotated as olfactomedin-like 1. Gene Ontology annotation, biological process: signal transduction. The transcript has 3 exons. The record is from RefSeq and is a predicted model, not a curated record. Bases 4 to 1194 code for a protein of 396 amino acids. Lineage: Eukaryota; Metazoa; Chordata; Actinopteri; Siluriformes; Pangasiidae.
AGGAUGUUUUUGAAACUCUUAGCAAUGCUCUUCUUGUCCUUGGGUGCUGUAAGAGCUCAACGAUCGGCUCCGGAUGUAUUUAUGGUGGGAUAUUUUCAGAGGAGAAUCCUGGAGAUGGAGGAACGUCUAAUAAGAUGUGAUCAAGACCUCCAGAAGGUCAACCAGAGGAUGUACGACAUGUCUGCGGAGAUGCGUGGUCAGGUUCACAGUGUAAACGUGCUAAAGUCAGAAAUUCAAGGCUACGUGGACAGCCUGGCCGUACGGGUGGACCGAGUGGAAAGUGAUGUUGAGUACCUGCACAAUAAACUUCCCGACACAUCUAGUGUAGAGAUCUCAGACUCUCUGCUGGAUCAACAAGUGAAAGAAGCCCAAAGCAAAGAGAAAGCUGUUAUCAUGCAGGGAAAAGAGUGUAGCACCAGAUUCUCUGGCAUCAAAUCACAGAAAAUCCUCAAGAAGGCAGGAGAUGUAGUAGGCUCGUGGCUAAAAGACCCAACCACAGGCUCCUCUAAGAUCUACUUCUUCAGCGGCUCCAGGAACAAAACGCUGCUUCAGUUUGGUUCACUGAAGAUCUUCACUGACUCCAAUUCAACCAGCAAGCCCAAGGUCAUCCAGCUACCUCGGCCAUGGCAGGGAACAGGCCACGCUGUCUACGAUGGUUUUGUCUACUAUCACAAUGCUGACACUCGAAACGAAGUGCUGAAGGUUAGCCUUGUCAACCGCACCGUGGCUGACCGCAUGCUUCUGCCCACCGCUGGGCGCAUACCCACCUAUGGACUCUCCCCUCACACUUUCCUGGACUUCGCUGUGGAUGAGAUGGGAUUAUGGGUCAUCCAUGCAGAUCCAGACUUUGGAGGAAAUCUUGUGAUCACCAAACUGGACUCCAAAAGUCUGUCAGUAGAGCACACGUGGGAUACGACCUGCAAGAGCCACAAUGCAGAAGGAGCUUUUAUCGUCUGCGGCACCAUGUAUGUCGUCUACAACACACACUCUGGAGGGCGCUCCAGCAUCCAGUGCCUGUUUGAUAUCCACGACACCGUCUGGACCGAGGAAUUGCCUGUGAUGUACUUCCCAAAGCGCUACUCCAGCCACUCGAGCAUGCAUUAUCACCCGCAAGACAAGCAGAUCUACGCCUGGGAUGAUGGCUAUCAAACCAUCUACCAGUUGGAUGUGAAGAAGAAGUUACAGGUCACCUAAAUUAUAACAACACUGCUUAACUCUACAAGGUCAAUAUGUCUCAAUUUAAUCAUCACAUGCUCAGAAAAAUGAUACUGUACUAAACCUGGGUGGUACCAUUAAGGAGACAUCAUGCGUACCUUUAGUAUGUACCCUUAACCUGGGAAAGUGCAUGCUGUGUACCACUAAAACUUGUUUAAAGUACAGAAUAUUACAUUAAUGGCCACAGUUGUUGAAAUUAGUUCUAAAGAUGUACUACAUUCACCAUCCAUUCCCUUCCCUUCACCUUCCUCUGAAAUAUACAUACUAAAGGUACAAUAGACACACCCUUGAAGGUGAAAUCCCUAUGAUAACAGAAGGUCUACAUUUUUGCUUUCUCCCAGUUUUCCAACACAAUCCGCCAGUCAAAGGCACUAGCAUGUAAUGAGCUGGGAGAGGGUAAAAAAUGUGGAUUUUCUCAUACCCCCCAAAGACUGGAUUUGGAAACAAUGUCUAAGUGAUAAGUCUGCUUUUGUAACACAUAGCCACCAUGCCAAACACGAGUUCUUGGGCCCACCAGACUGUAUGAUGUACCAUUCCUGCAAAUCUGAAUGUAAAUUAUGAAGGCUGUAUCAGCUGUGUCAAGUGUUCUCUGAGCAGAGGUAAAUUACAGUGGGCUAGAGCAGGGGUGUCUAAUCCUAUCUGCAAAGGGUCAAUGUGUCUAAGGGUUUUCAUUCUAACCAAGCAGGAUUACACAACUCAUCAGGUAUCUGAACACCAAGACCGAUUGAUUGAAUAAGUGCAAUCCUGCUUGACUGAACUGAAGACCUGUAGAUUGGACUGGAACUCCUGGGUUGUAUCACUGGUGGAGAUCUACCUACAUUUAAGAGUUCUUUGUUUGUCAUUCUGGGGAAUCCAUUAAAGUUUCUAAGUAGAGCGUUCAAGAAGAACAUGGGUUUAGCACCCUACCAUGAAGCAUGGCCACUCUAUUGGCCACCCCAAGUCCCUAAUUCCAUAUGAUGAUGAACUGAAAGACUUGGUAAAUCUUUGUCACAGAGUAGAACUAAUAAUAAUAGAACAUCCACUACAACAAGUUCAUUUCAUCAACGGCAAGCAUUGGCAGUGUUGUGCAGGAAAAAAGCAAGUUUAGCUAGCUAACACAGAAGCGAACUAUUCCCUUGCUCCACUGACCACAACAAAGAAAUAGGUGACCAAACGUUGGUGAAACUAUUUUACACUAACAAUAUUCAUUAUUUGGAGCCAUAACAUUGGAUUUCUUCAGUUUGUUACUAGCUAAUGUUAGCUAAUGAUAUUGAGUUCAUAAUGUUAGCAUAUUCAAUAUGAUGUCGCUUAAUGUUACUUAAGGCUAUGACUUUUUUGUAGCUUGCUAGACAACAAACAAAUGUUGCUUAGUAUUUUGCUCCACCCUAGACUGCCAUCCCAAUAAGGUCACUGGGUCUAACCUGGCCAUGCCAUUGUAGAAGGUGUGUGUGUGUAGAGCUCAUUUUUGCAAGCUAAGAGCCCUUAAUUGUCCACUGAACACUUAAACAACAUUCAAAGAACCCUUUUUUCUGAGAGUGUGCCAACAGAUUUGCAGUAAGGGGUAGAACAGUAUUGUGCAACAUUCACAGUAUGAUAACUGUUGUGGCUAAUUUACAUUAACAGGUUUUUCUCUGUAUUUCUUUGAGCUUGUUCCUUGUUUUUGUUUCUCAUUUGGCAGACAACUUUAUCCAAAUUGGCUUGCAUAAAACACAGAAUACAAUCCACACAUUUGAGCUGAGCAGAUGAAGCUUAAGAGCUGUGCUCAAUGCCCAGACAGUGAAUCUGUCCCAGGUUUGGGAUUUAAACUCAUAAUCUUUCCAGUACUAGUGCAGAACUUUAACAGCUGAGCAAUCACGCCCCCAUAUACGCCAAAUAGUGCCAUAUUUAAGCAUUAUCACACAGGCAAGAGUGCACUUACACUGAAUAUCAGCACGGCUGUGAUUCGGCCAUUGGCACGAGGUCGCAGGUAUUCACAGCUGUGCCGAUAUUCAGCAUAACAGCAUGAUUGUGAUUGUAGUAUUGCUUUUAUACAACAGUUUUACAAAUAAGAAAUGAAUACACAAUAUGCCCUAAUAAUUUUGGCUCCUCAAAUGAAAAUAAAUCCUGAAGAAGCCACACUCAUGGAUAGCCCAUCAGCUAGCUGGCUAGCUAGCUCACAUUGAUUUCUACGUUUCCGUUAAAGGUGCAUCCAGUGAAACUGGCUUCCCUUCUUCCUUUUUCUUCAUCAGAUGACCUUUCAUAUUUUAAGUCAGAAGUAUUUUCAGGACAAAUGUAUAGUUUGCCAUGUCAGCUGAUGAUGUUGCUAACUCUACUGUAGUAACAGUUUCAGUGGGACUGUUGCUAGAAUUGGAAUUUUACAUGGUGAACAUAGACAAGUGAAGUGAUACAAACAGUGAAAUGUCCCAGUGCGGUUAUACUAAAUAUAAGCACUCUUGGAAUGCCGUUUGUCCAAUCUAAUUAGUGGACAGGAGCUAACUGUUGUAUGAAUAGGGUUUAAUGUAUUUGCUACACAUGGAAAUAAUGCCUAUUACCUACUGAAUAAAUUGAUUUGCUGGAUCAGGUGAAGAAGAUUAGGUCAGGAUUAGGUCAAGAGAAAGUUCAGAAGAGUAGAUGCACAUGAGCAGAGCUUAUGACCAGUGGACUCAAAAAAUGGCUGAUGGGGUUGCUGAUAGGUGUGCUAAUGCAGAGAAAACCCACUUGAUCCUCCAGGACUGGAUUUCGAUGCAGGGGGAUUACAUUCUAUCUGUAGUUUAACCUAUUUAUAUGCUUAGACGCUUCCCUGGGCAGCAGGUAAAGUGGAGAUUUUUCUUCACCAAUCCAUUUUUCAGAGCCUGUACUGCCCUCUUCUGUUUAGUCAUAGACAUUACAAAAUGGGGAAAAAAAUUUCAUACAUUAAAGCAACUCUACCUAUGUUAAGGCAGCAGUAUAAUUUGUAUAGUUUCACAUAUAGAAAGGGAAAUAUAGAAAUUGUGUGAUGACAUUGAGACACUAGAUCAUAUAGUAUGAAUAAACAGCAUUUUUGAAAAAAAAAUAUUUUGGUGGUUAUUAUUUGUUUACUGUGAUUAUUGAUGUCAUUCUCUCUCAUUUAAAUCAAAUAAAUCAAGCAUAUC